Messenger RNA from Alternaria incomplexa, 663 nucleotides. RefSeq lists its product as uncharacterized. Bases 1 to 663 code for a protein of 220 amino acids. Gene Ontology annotation, molecular function: protein binding. The record is from RefSeq and is a predicted model, not a curated record. NCBI's taxonomy places the organism in Eukaryota, Fungi, Ascomycota, Dothideomycetes, Pleosporales, Pleosporaceae. The transcript is spliced from 2 exons.
AUGCCUAGCAUGGGAACCAAGGUCGUCACGGUGCGCGUUGGGCGUGAACCCAACCACACCGAUUUCACUGUCCACGAAGAUCCCAUCCGAGCAUCAUCCGCAUUCUUUCAGACCGCCUUUCGUCACCCAUGGCGCGAGUCACUGGAACGCGUCGUUCGACUUCCAGAGUGCGACGCGAUAGAUUUCCAGAUCUACACCCAUUGGCUCUACUCCGGUCUUCUUUGUGCCAUACCUUCAGAAGUUAGCGGUUCCAACGGCGUCAGCUCGAGUCUCGUGCGUGGCUAUCUCCUCGGCGAUUACCUUCAAGAUGCGAGCUAUCGAGAUACCAUUAUUGAUGGCUUGAUUGAGUGGGAUCGCCAUGCAGAUGACGCACCACGCACAAGUUUCCUGUCAUCAUGGAUCAACAUUGUCGAUGACAAGACUAGCGAAGGAAACCCGCUUCAAAAGCUCUUGGUAGACAUCACUGUCUGGAGAACCAGUCAUGUCUGGUGGACUUCCGUUAUCGCAAAGCUGCCUGCCAAUUUCGUUCGCGAUGUUUGCAUUGGUCUCUCUACGCGGUACAGAGUCGAUGGCGCCGUCUUCCCCGUGCGGAUUCAAGCGAACAAUUGCGCAUAUCAUUCUCACGGAGACAAACCUUGCGGCAUUACCGAACAACCAAAGUAA